Ficedula albicollis (Collared flycatcher) is the source of this 1248-nucleotide messenger RNA. RefSeq names its product caspase activity and apoptosis inhibitor 1 (gene CAAP1). Bases 129 to 776 code for a protein of 215 amino acids. The transcript has 5 exons. Lineage: Eukaryota; Metazoa; Chordata; Aves; Passeriformes; Muscicapidae. The record is from RefSeq and is a predicted model, not a curated record.
CAAAGUGCAAUGUACUCUCUGGAGAAAAAGUGGAAGAAGCUGAACAACCCAGUGAUAUAGAAGAAGGAGGAUUAGAUCUCACUGUGUCACUCAAACCUGUCAGUUUCUACAUUGGGGACAAAAAGGAAAUGCUUCAACAGUGUUUCUGUGUCAUAGGGGAGAAGAAACUACAGAAGAUGCUGCCUGAUACUUUAAAGAACUGUUCUAUGGACGAAAUCAAAAGACUUUGCAUGGAGCAGUUGGAGCUGUUAUCUGAAAAAAAACUGUUGAAGAUACUUGAAGGGAAGAUUGGAGCUGAUUCUGAUACUGACGAGGAGGCAGAUGGAGGAGACAAGACUGGAGGUGAUUCAGUCAGUCAACAGGACAACAGUAUAGACUCAACUUCUUCUCUGAGAGAAGACAGCAAGCUCGAAGGUCAGGAAUCAAAACAAGGCAAAGGAGAAGAUAGUGAUGUCCUUAGCAUAAAUGCAGAUGCAUAUGACAGUGACAUAGAAGGCCCUUGCAAUGAAGAGGAUGGCCCAGAUGUACAAGAGAGCACUGUCAGAACUGGAGCUGGUCAGAUAGAAGACCUUCAGAAGGACAUUGAGAAGAGUGUGAAUGAGAUACUGGGGUUGGCAGAGUCCAGCCCAAAGGAGCCCAAAGCAGCAACUUUAGCUGUUCCUCCAUCAGAAGAUGUUCAGCCAUCAGCACAACAGCUGGAGCUUCUGGAACUUGAGAUGAGGGCCAGAGCUAUUAAGGCUCUGAUGAAAGCUGGUGAUGUAAAAAAACAUCCCUGAGACUGUUCAGAUUUCAUUUUCACUAUUUGUUUUGAAGAAGGUGACGUCUGUUCUCUUCAGUGCUACAGUAUGUUUGGGUUGGGUAUGACAUUCCUCAUUCAGACUGUGUUGUAUAUCCUGACCUGUGUGUCUGUGAUCUGUUGCCUUUAGUGUGCUGCUUCCUUGACAUGCACAAACAGAAGUUGAUGCUCCUCCCUGAGAUGAGGUGUCCUUGUGCUGGGUCACCUCCUCAAAGAGUGUGCAGGAACCUGGUGCCUUCCAAAAGGGUUGUUGGAGAGACUUAAAAGUCAUAAAAUGGUCAGGGUUGGAAGGGAUUGAGACGGCUUAAUUCUUCUUGGGGCCCAUCUCAUCAUAAUGUAGUACUGUAAUUAAAAUGUGAUGGUUUGUUUAAAAGCAUACUCAAUUUUUUGAAAUUUGAACUCCUAAAGGGAAGUAUUUUUAUCUUUAAAAUAAACCAUUGAACAUGUUGUUU